GCCAUGCACUGUUGGACGCGAAGUCUAGGUGUUCGGACUGUGUCUGCACAUGAAUCGAGUCGCACUGUCUGUCGUCACAUCAAGACAGCACAGGCAUACAGUACAUCAGUGCCGGGCAGUACUCCAAAAGUCAACAGAACAUCGACCACAAGGAAAUAAACAAAUCGAAAGUCACAGAAAUCACGAGCAGUGUAAUCGCUGCACGUCUCAGUCACCACGUGCUGCUCUCACGAAAGGGAAAAGGCCCGACGCGGAGUCUCAGCACAAAUCAACAGUAUACGCGAUACACACAGACAGACACAGGGCGCCAGCCACAGCGCGCACACACACGCACACACGCACACGGACACACGGACACAUACAUGCACUCACACAACGGCACACACCGGCACACGCACACGCAGAGAACAUACUGCAGUCCAGCCACCCGGCUCCUUUCGCUGGGCAUCGCAACAUGCAGGUCACACACAAGGAAAGAACAGACGAUACCAACGCAUGUAGGUCAGAUUGUCCGCAUUCACGGCUGCAGAAGUCCCUUGAGGCUUUCCGCCAGCUGCUCGACCACCGCGUCCGGCUCCUCGCUCUCCUCUGUCUUGAGCUCGAGCUGGCGGGCCAUCGCCGCGUUGGCUUUCUCGAGUGCUGUGAUCUUGGCCUGCAUGUCCUGGACCACUCCCACGGUGCGAUACAGCAGCUGCAUCAAGCCCACUCCCUCUUCUUCCACUUCCUCUUCGGCCUCCCACUGAGUCUCUUGCGAGACAACCUCAGGGAGGACGGCCUUCACGUCAGCAGGCACCAAGCCGAGCUUCACAGACCCCUGUUCGUCUUCGUAGGUCUUCAGAGACAGCUUCGAGAAGCUGCAAGACAAAGAGCAGAGCACAGGAAAGCAGUGCACGCAGAAAUGUGUUGACUGUAAGCACCCGUCGUAGGUCGCCUGUCGGGCCUCUUGCUCAGGUCUGAGGCACGCCUGUCGCCGGCGACGGGUUCGAGUAGACCGAAAGGAGGUUUCCUGUCCCUUAGUUCGUUAACGAAUAUCGUAGGAAAGUAGAAGUUCCUCAUCGACUCCAGGGCACUGUGGGGGUGCCAUACUGCAUGCAUCCAGCCACGCACUCGCUUCGUGUACUGUACGGGCCGAUAGCUCUUGCUUACUGAUGCGUCGGUCGCCAGGGAACCUGAUGCCAUGCUGUGUCCGGUCAGUAGUGAGGAUGUUCAGGCCGUUUUGUGAGUCCACUCUGUCCCCAGCAACGACGACGUUGUUAGCGAUCACGUUAUUCCCAGCCCUGACGUUGACAUCACCGAGCACGCUGCCCGCAGACCUGACGUCGCCGCCAGCGACCACUUCACCGUUCCGGGCGGUUGCCUCCGGUUUCUUGUCGUUCUUCCCUGCACGCAAAGCGACGAAGGAAAACGUACGUGUGGAGACUCAGUGCUUCCACCCCUUCUCUCACAGCACACACACAAACCGGCGUAGAUAUACUUGCAGUCACCCUUGUCAUCUGCAGACACGCGUGGACGACGUCGUGUGUCACUGUGCAGCUGGCUCUCUCACUGUACGUGCGUCUCUGACCUGGGUCACAGCCGCACAGCACGCGGCCCGGGAGGAGCGUCGCCAGAAGAAGCACGCACAGACGGAGGAAGCACGCCAUUUCGAUUUGCGGAUCUGAAGGAAUCUG
Vitrella brassicaformis is the source of this 1670-nucleotide messenger RNA. The record is from the annotation of a GenBank genome assembly. Lineage: Eukaryota; Vitrellaceae.